AGACGUGAACAAAGUCAAUUAAUAUAUAUUUAUAUAUACGAAACAACAUGAACAAUUUCGAAAACGCAUACAUCAGAAGACAGACGUUACUUCAGAUUUCAGUAUAUUCCAUGAUGGUAGGUUUUGUACCAUCUUUGGUCAGUCCAAAGAUUAAGAGUCAGGAAACACAAAAGCCAAUUUUCGCCAGCUUUAUUUUGUUCCUAAUCAAUAUGACGCUUAUGAUAUUGGUGACAGUGGGCUUGGUCAUCUUAUUCAGUUUUGUGUAAGAUUGGAUUAAAGCAGAUAAAAAAAUCUCAUCUUGCUUUGCAGGCCAAGUAUUACUCGGUUUUUCAUGGAACACUCCUAUCUGGCGUAUAUUAUUAUGUCUGUAGCCACCAUUCCAUUACUUCUAGUUACAUUGGUGAGAGAAAUUCGAUUGAACUUUUUCGCAGUUCAUAUAUUAAUUUGGGUUAUGGUUAUAUCGUGGUCUGUGAUCGUCGCUGCUGUGUACUCACCAGUUGACUUGAAAUACGGUUUGAUAGCUUUAGCCGUGACAAUACUUUUUACUCUUGGGGUCGUCUUGGUGGCUAUGAAACUGCCUCAAUUGAGUGAAAAGGGGUUCAACGUGCUUUUGGCAAUAUCAGCCGUCCUUGGGGUUUUAGCUGUCGUUGUAAGGAUAUCUUGUUACUCGAUGAAUAAACUAAAAGAGGGUUUGAUAUUCUGCAAACUGCUAGCAGUUCCAGUUGUGUUAUUCAUACAUUCGGUGAUGUUUAUUUGUGUCAAUGUCCGAAGGUGGAUAAUGUGGUGGUUUACGCCCAACACCAUAGACGUUAUUCUUGCCUCCAUCAUUUGGUGUCACAUGAUAAGCUUAUUUGCACAAAUUUACUCCAGUCUGAUAUAAUGUGAAAAAACAAAUAGUGAUUCGUGGAAUCGCUGUCGAGCUGUUUUCGUCGAGCAAGCAUCAUCAUUUUAUUGUUACCGAAAUUUUCGCUUAUUCAUAACUGAGUUUACUUUCGAUUUAACUUGUGCUCGCGUCUUUUGUACACUGAAUAACGUGAUUUUCAUAAGUAUUAAAUGCACAAAUAUGAACUAAAUUAUCACCUGCGAAUCUGCACUCAUGUCCGAUUGCUUUUCAAAUGUUUGUGUGCUAAAAUGAUGUAUAUUUCAAAAUGUCUUCUGAUGAUACAACCAGAAUUUGAAUCCUUAUUUCUAAUUCUCAGCAUCAAAAACGCCCUGUCAGUUUGUGAAGAUGCUUCCAAAGUAAAAUUGUGCG
Messenger RNA from Trichobilharzia regenti, 1252 nucleotides. The record is from the annotation of a GenBank genome assembly. NCBI's taxonomy places the organism in Eukaryota, Metazoa, Platyhelminthes, Trematoda, Strigeidida, Schistosomatidae.